AAUACGUUAAUAAUAAGUAUUAUAAGAAUUAGCUUUAGUUUAGGUAAGAAAAUUAUUAUUUUAAAUACGGUAAAAGUAGAGACGUACUUUAGAAUAAUAACUUUUUAUAUUUUAUUUAUUAAUACCCUAUUUCUCUUAUAUUUAAAAAAUAUAAAUUAA
This is a messenger RNA of Colletotrichum tamarilloi, 159 nucleotides long. RefSeq lists its product as uncharacterized. The record is from RefSeq and is a predicted model, not a curated record. The annotation marks the transcript as partial. NCBI's taxonomy places the organism in Eukaryota, Fungi, Ascomycota, Sordariomycetes, Glomerellales, Glomerellaceae. The transcript has a single exon.